Messenger RNA from Dryobates pubescens (Downy woodpecker), 2257 nucleotides. RefSeq names its product TUB bipartite transcription factor (gene TUB). Gene Ontology annotation, cellular component: cilium. The transcript is spliced from 13 exons. The coding region runs from base 499 to 2076 and encodes 525 amino acids. The record is from RefSeq and is a predicted model, not a curated record. Lineage: Eukaryota; Metazoa; Chordata; Aves; Piciformes; Picidae. Gene Ontology annotation, biological process: protein localization to cilium.
GCCGUGAGUCAGUGGCGGCGCGGCUGACGGGGCAGAGGCGGACCCGGAGCGGAGGGCGGCUCGGCCCGGCCCGCCUCGAACGGGCGAUGCCUCAGCGCCGCGGCGGCGGCGGCAGCGGCUGCGGGGGGGCAGGAGGGUAGCGGCAGCAGGGACGCGGCGCUGCUGCCCUGCCUUUCCCUGCCCGCCGCUGGCCCUUCCUCCGCCCCCUCCCGCGCCCCCCUCCCCCGCUCCGGUGCCCGACUCAGCUGCCGCUCCGGGCAGGGAGGAAGGGCUGGGAGCCGCCUCCCGCUGCCCCCGGCCGUCCCCCUCCCCAUGCAGCCCGGCCCGCCGCUGGGAGCCCUCCCCGGGAGGAUGUUUCUGCGGCCGCUGCCGGGAUAACCGGCGCACCGUCCGCCCCCGCCCCGGACGGAGGAUGCUGCCCGCGUCGUGGCGGGUUCCGUCUCGGGCAGCAGCGGCCGCGUUCCCCUCCUCGGCUCCGGGCAGCGUCGCCGGGGAGAGAUGACUUCAAGGCACCAGGCGGACUGGAUCCCUUACAGUGUUCUGGAUGAUGAGGGCAGCAGCCUGCGUCAGCAGAAGCUUGACAGACAGCGAGCACUGCUUGAACAGAAGCAGAAGAAGAAGCGCCAGGAGCCGUUAAUGGUUCAGUCCAACGUGGACAGUCGCACAAGAGCUCGCAGAACGAAGCACUCAGAGGAACAAGCGCCGCUGGUUGAAUCCUAUCUUAACAGUAACAGCAGCACCAUAUAUCAUGCAGUGCAGGAGGCCGAGCAGGAGGAUGUAAAGGUGGUAGUGGAUGCCCAAGCUCCGAAACCAGCUAAAAAAACCAAGGCAGCAGCUGCGAGCUGCCAGAGUGGCAGCACCAGAAAGGAGAAAAAAGGGAAGCACAAAGGGAUUGAUGGCCCAGCUGCUUUUCAAGAUGAUGUUCAGAAGAUAGGAAGUCAAGUGCAGAUUCUUACUGUUGGACAGUCUAGCCACGAUGAGGAUGAUGGAGAGAAGAUGGCUAGUGGCCAACAACAGCAAAGCAAACAAGACCUUAGAACAGCAAUGCAGAAAAAAGAUCCCCAUGCAAAUACAUCCUGGUCCUCUUCCACAUCCCAAUCCAGUCUUGUCGCCCUGGAUCAUGUUCCUGGCAUUUCAAGCAGCAUGAAUUUUGAUGAGGAAGAAGAUGAGGAGGAUGAAGACAGCUCCAGUUCUUCACAGUUAAACAGUAACACCCGGCCUGGUUCUGCCACGAGCAAGAAAUCCAAUAAGGAAGCAGCCUCAGCCCCCAGCCCUUCCACAAAUGAGCCUCUCAUAGAUGUCGAUGAUCUGGAGGAAUUUGCCAUAAGACCUGCUCCACAGGGUGUCACUGUCAAAUGCAGAAUCACAAGAGACAAGAAGGGAAUGGACCGAGGGAUGUACCCCACUUAUUACCUCCACUUGGAAAGGGAGCAUGGUAAAAAGGUGUUUCUGUUAGCUGGAAGGAAACGAAAGAAGAGUAAAACCUCUAAUUACCUCAUCUCCAUAGAUCCAACUGACCUGUCUCGAGGUGGAGAGAGUUUUAUUGGUAAACUGAGAUCAAAUCUUAUGGGAACUAAGUUUACAGUUUAUGACAAUGGAGUAAAUCCAAUGAAAACAACAUCAAGCCUGGAGGCGAGUAUCCUGCGUCAGGAGCUAGCUGCUAUUUGUUAUGAAACAAACGUCUUGGGGUUUAAAGGACCUCGUAAAAUGAGUGUGAUCAUACCAGGGAUGAAUAUGGACCAUGAAAGAGUUUCCAUCAGACCACGAAACGAACACGAGACACUUCUUGCAAGAUGGCAGAACAAAAAUACAGAGAGUGUGAUUGAGCUGCAUAACAAAACACCAGUCUGGAAUGAUGACACCCAGUCCUAUGUUUUAAAUUUCCAUGGACGAGUCACACAGGCCUCAGUGAAAAACUUCCAAAUCAUUCAUGAUAACGAUCCUGACUAUAUAGUGAUGCAGUUUGGCCGCGUGGCUGAGGAUGUGUUCACCAUGGACUACAACUACCCAAUGUGCGCACUACAAGCCUUUGCUAUUGCCCUUUCCAGUUUUGACAGCAAGCUGGCUUGUGAGUAGAAGGGCAUGGGUGAGCAUCCUCUGAAAGGAAGCAGUUUGCCACAUGAUUCCCAAUUCCUCCUGGUGUCACAUAUGGUUCAUGCUAAACAGGUCAGGGAAAAUGCAGUUGCGGAGGACAACUCUGUUGCUGAAGAGAAAGGCAAAGGAAUCUUCUGAAAAUUCAGGACUUUCAGGAAAAAAA